GCGUUGUUCCGCUGCCGUUCUCGUACGGCCUCGAGACCGAGGGAUAAGAUGAAUCCCCGCCGCUGCAUCCGCGUGCCGUUUUGCGUGCCCCCUCGGUUCCGGCUCUCCCGAACCCCGACCAGCGGGUGCCGGAACCCCCCGCAGACCAAGCCAUGGCCAUCGCCCGCGGUCGCCACAAGGAUUCUGUCCGCGUGUGCCCUCUCGGUGGCGGCAUCGGCGUGGUGGUGGUGGUACGGCGAUCGGUGUGUCUUUGCCAGAGGCAGCGAGGACGGCGGAAGCAGCAGCAGCAGCAGCAGCCGCCGCGGCGACAGGAAUCGGUGCCACUCGGUGCCUAUCGGAAGCCUCCCGGUUGCCGACCAGAAAUCGAUUGCUUCCGCCCGAAAGUGGAAUGCUCCAUGGCAAAAGAUCGCGGAACAUUCGGCAAGCACGUCGAUGGUGGCAACGACGCACUGCUGCUCCGCCGAACACCGGAACGACGGGAAACCAAAACCGAAACCAAAACCGAAACAUCGGGAUCCACCGAGCGUCGGGAUGAGCUGCGACACCUUUUUGCCCCACAACGAGAUGAACGCCUACCUCCGGGAGACCUGCGACAUCGAGGUCGCAAUGGCCCGCGAAAGAAUGGCGAUCGAACUCCCGGGCCGAUGGCGGUAAGAAAGCCACCCGAAAAAGGGGAGCCUCGGACAAAGGCCAUCGUUGCGGGGCACCAUCCUUAACGA
Molecule: messenger RNA, 719 nt
Organism: Pseudo-nitzschia multistriata
Lineage: Eukaryota; Bacillariophyta; Bacillariophyceae; Bacillariales; Bacillariaceae
Source: the annotation of a GenBank genome assembly